AUGUCUGCGUGGAUCCCAGAUGUGCCCCAUCCCAUCGACGAUUCGAGUACGUUGACAGACUCCGCAUACCAUUCGCUGUCUGGCACUGGACAAGACGACUCGCCUAUGGAGGAUGCAUGGCUUAGGAACUUCCUCGACGAAGACGUCUUUCUUGCAGAUCUCGAUGUAGAAGAGGCAAACUCUGACCCACCGAGGUCAAAAUAUCCAGGUUUCCAUGAUCAAUUUAGUGAAGGGAAGAAUGGCAAGGGUAAAUCAAAGGCAUAUGGUGAUAUUUGA
Messenger RNA from Parastagonospora nodorum SN15, 276 nucleotides. RefSeq lists its product as hypothetical. The transcript has a single exon. The record is from RefSeq and is a predicted model, not a curated record. Bases 1 to 276 code for a protein of 91 amino acids. Lineage: Eukaryota; Fungi; Ascomycota; Dothideomycetes; Pleosporales; Phaeosphaeriaceae.